This is a messenger RNA of Anoplophora glabripennis (Asian longhorned beetle), 1790 nucleotides long. It is a transcript of the gene IP3K1, whose product is annotated as inositol-trisphosphate 3-kinase homolog. Gene Ontology annotation, cellular component: nucleus; cytoplasm. Lineage: Eukaryota; Metazoa; Arthropoda; Insecta; Coleoptera; Cerambycidae. The transcript has 7 exons. Gene Ontology annotation, biological process: inositol phosphate biosynthetic process. The record is from RefSeq and is a predicted model, not a curated record. Bases 156 to 1535 code for a protein of 459 amino acids. Gene Ontology annotation, molecular function: inositol-1,4,5-trisphosphate 3-kinase activity; inositol tetrakisphosphate kinase activity.
UUCUGUCUUCGUUGUCCGUGUACUUAAUUUACUACGACGUAUGAUACGACGGUGACGGUUCGUAAAAGUAAACUAUAACUUGUUUUCUGUGAGCUGUGAAUACUAAUUUUGUUAAUGAACUUCAUGAUAAGUGAAAUUGAAGUGUUUGUGCCAGUAUGUCGGAUUAUACCACAAAUUUUCCGCCUCAGACGUAUUCUUCAUCGUUUUAUAUUAACUCACUAGUUGAUGGUGAAAAAAGUUCAAUCUUUGUUAAAACAAAUAAUGCCGAUAGAGAUGGAACCAAAGGCCCUCCGCUAUUGGAUUGUUUUAUAUCAGCGCUUCUGUUUGGAGAUAAGAAAUGUCCUAAAAGCGAUCUUAAAGGAAAGGAAAACUUAGAGAAGAAAAAGACGAGCGAAAAAGAAUUGGAAGCAACUGAAUCUGGACGGGAAAGAUCCACAAGGUCACCAUCACCACAUAAUGCUUUCAAAAGGUGGAAAAUCAGAACUAAUCUUAAAUCUGCAGAAUCAAGAAAUGCUCUGAAUGGAUCGAAAUUUGCCACAAACUCCAAAGACAGAACAGAAGAUGAUAUGUCUCUACUGAAAUUUUUAGCAAUUAAUGCCUUGGACCUCACUGCCCCAGCAAGUGAUGUAUUAUUAAAGAGUCGUUGCUCCAAUUGGUUCCAGUUAAGUGGACAUCCUGACAGUCUUGCACCUGCAGGUCCAGGAACAGUUUGGAAGAAAAGGUCUUUUAAUUCUGAUGACACGGAAAGAAUUGUAUAUGAGGAAGUUAUGAAGGAUCCAAAUUUAUGUGAUAUAAUACCAAAAUAUUACAGAGAAGUCGAAUACCAAGGAGAAAAAUUUAUCGAGUUACAAGACCUACUACAUGGAUUUCAGGAUCCUUAUGUUAUUGAUAUAAAAAUGGGUACUCGAACAUUUUUGGAAUCUGAGGUCCAGAAGAGUAGUGCUCGAACAGAUUUAUAUCAGAAAAUGAUUGCUAUUGAUCCCCAUGCUCCUACUAAAGAAGAACAUAAGAAUAAGGCUGUUACUAAACUUCGUUAUAUGCAGUUUCGUGAAUUACAGUCCUCCUCCUGCUGCCAAGGCUUCAGAAUAGAAGCUAUGAAAUGUAGAGGAUCGCCACCUGUGACAAACUUGAAAAAAGUCAAAUCAUCUGAAGAAGUUUUCUAUACUCUAGACAUGUUUUUAGGAGGUAGAGAAGAUGUAAGGCAAAGACUAUUAACAAGACUAUGUGAAAUUAGGAGCAAGAUAGAACAAUCUGACUAUUUCAAAACAAGAGAAGUAGUUGGAAGUAGUUUAUUUAUAAUAUAUGAUGAUAGCAGAGUUGGUGUUUGGCUUAUUGACUUUGCCAAAACUAAUAAGUUACCUGAAGGUAUGACUGUUAACCACAGGACCCCUUGGAUUCAGGGUAAUCAUGAAGAGGGACUUUUAUAUGGAUUUGAUAGACUUGUUACAAUAAUUGAAAGUAUUAAGAAUCCACCUUCAAAAAAGCAAAAAGACUCAUUCUCCAAGUCCAUUCCAGCAGUUACUGUUAAGUCUUGAAGUUAAUUUGUGCAAUUUAUAUUUUGAAAAUAAACUGGAUUAUGGACGCCCUCCUUGCUUGAAGCAUUUUUUUACUUCUGAAUAAAGAGACUUUCCUGCCGCAGCUUUAUCGAGCACACCUAUUAGGAUAACAUUUAUCAAUUUUGAGUAUACCAUGGUGAUGCCAACGAAGGAGGCAUUUUGUAUUUAUUUUUUAACGAAAAGAGUCAAGAGUAUUAUUAUAAAUAUGUAAUUAAUUUUCUACAUUUAAUUUUG